AUGGAAGAAUGGCUUCGUGCCGCUGGAGGUUGUCCCACUAGCAUAGGUUCGCUUACUGGCAUGGCCAACGGUGGCACAUGGGCAGAAGAUGGCAAAAAAGAUGGCAUUGCACUGCACGAGAGCGGAGUCGUGACGACGAACGGGUAUCAGCAUGGACCUUGCUAG
Phytophthora nicotianae INRA-310 is the source of this 165-nucleotide messenger RNA. RefSeq lists its product as hypothetical. The record is from RefSeq and is a predicted model, not a curated record. The coding region runs from base 1 to 165 and encodes 54 amino acids. The transcript has 2 exons. NCBI's taxonomy places the organism in Eukaryota, Oomycota, Peronosporomycetes, Peronosporales, Peronosporaceae.